GAGACGACGGAUCUUGCUCCAUGUGUCAUUAAAAACUUCACAGAAAGAAAAAAAAUUAGUAACACAACAAAACGAUGACAUUUCAGAUAAAUCUACUUGUUGCUGGGGCAAUACUUCUUAACAUAGCAGGCUGUGUCUGUCAGUCAGACGUGUGUGGCAAAGCAGCUCUCAACACUAAAAUUGUUGGAGGCGGUGAUGCAACAUCAGGGUCAUGGCCCUGGCAAGUCAGUAUACAGAGAAUCAGUACUGGAAGUCAUUUCUGUGGUGGCAGUAUCAUCAAUAAAGACUGGAUUUUAUCUGCAGCUCACUGCUUUCAGAGCAUCUCUCCAUCUAAUAUUAAAGUCUCUUUGGGACGUCAGAAAUUAUCAGGCACAGACUCAAAUGAGAUAUCUAGAAAAAUAGACCAAAUCUUCAAUCAUCCCAACUACUACUCAAAUUUCCAAAACAAUGACAUAGCUCUCUUAAAGCUCUCUUCUUCUGUGCUGUUUACCAAUCACAUACAACCCAUCUGUCUGGCAGCUGCCGGUAGCACAUUUGGUGCGGGUACUAAGAGCUGGAUAACAGGAUGGGGAAAAAUGAAUUACGGAGAAACCCAGCUGUCAAACACACUGCAGGAGGUGCAGAUACCGAUUGUGAGCAACACUGACUGUAACAAAGCUUAUGGAGGUCGUAUUACAAGCAACAUGAUUUGUGCUGGUCUUACCACAGGGGGCAAAGACUCAUGCCAGGGAGAUUCUGGAGGUCCGAUGGUGUAUAACAACGGCGCCCUAUGGAUUCAGUCUGGUGUUGUAAAUUUUGGUAAAGAAUGUGCUCUACCUGGCUAUCCUGGUGUGUAUGCCAGGGUUUCCCAGUACCAGUCUUGGAUCAACUCUCACAUAAACAGUGAUCAGCCUGGAUUUAUUCAAGUUAACUCUACUGUAUCCAAUAGUUCAUCUUUAACUGUUUCUCACACAUUUUUCAUCCUCUUGUCAUCUUCCUUUUUCUCUUUGUUUAAAAAAACUGUACAAUAAGUGUAGACAGAUGAUAUAGUGCACUCCUAAAUAAGUUAUUGUUUUUAUUUAGUCAUUUUUGAUCACAUUUUGUUUUAAAGUUAAUAAAAGAGAAAAAAAUCUGGAUUUUGUAAUGUAAAGGGGUAAAAAGUAAAUUUUUCGCUUUGAUAAAUACAUAAAAAAAUAUUUGUAAAGCGACUGCAGUUGAUCUUAAUCCAGAUUUGAGGUAAGGAUGCCACCUGGCGCCCAAAUUGUGGAGCUGCAGGCACUUUUGCCACACUGUAAAAUGUUCUGUAGUUUUGCAGCAGGUUGCCAGUAACUGACUGCAGAUUUCAUUACUAGUUAAAACUUUCCUAUUAGUAGGUACUGUUUUCAGUUUGAUUAAACUUUACGUUACAUACUUUGACUUUUGAGAUAAAAAAAAACAAGAAGAGACUGAUCUCAUUAUAUUUGCAUUAGCACAGCAAUACUGCAAAAAAUGACAUUCUUCCUCAGCCUUUUUUCUUGCUUUCUAUUUUAUUUUUAAUGUCUUAAAUCACGAGACAUUCAGAUAACAAGAAGACAAGUGACCUAACAUAUUAAGUCUUAUUUACGAAAGCAAAUAUAAUAAUUUUAUUUAUGUUUCAAACAAAAUUGUAAAUUAAAUCUACAGUAAGUUACUGGGAAACUAGCUGCAAAACUACAGCAAAACUAAGUUUUACAGUGUAGCUUUUACAAACAGGCAUACUGACGGAAAAAUGCUUAUAAAAUUAUGAGUGAUAAUGCAUAGGCUACUUUUCUUUCCUGCAUAGCUAAAUUCCUAAAUAAUUUAACAUAUUUGCUACUGUUUAGUAUGGAGGACAGUUUCUGAAUGAUUGUCAUGACUGCACGACUUUUAAUGUUUAUCAAAGCUGAUGAAGAUGUCAUGGACUGACUAACACAAAAUCACCAGGAUCUUGAAGAAUUUGUUAUAGACAAUGGAAAAUAAUUAUUACACGAUAUAAAUAUUUAUUUUGUAGGCCUAUUUCAAAUUACAUAUCAUAGUCUCUGAUGAAAACUGUGUGACUGAACCAUUUGUAACGUUAGCUUGCCAAAUACAAAAGAAAAGUUAAGGCUGUUGAAAGUGGUCUGCUGAAAUUUCUCCCACAAUUUCAAUGUGUUUUAAUUAUGUGCUACAUUUUCUAAUCUUACAUAAAUAUUCUGUGCAGGGGUGUAGCUAGACCAAAAGCUCUACUGGGGCACAGGUCUCUAUGACCUUUUGAUCUCUUUAUACUUAUAAACCUGCUGUGUGCAAGAGCAACACGAUGCACUUGCUUAAACCACUAUUCCUACAGUGCAACAAUAGUGGCGAAGGUAAAUAUUUAUGUAUUUCA
This is a messenger RNA of Triplophysa dalaica, 2341 nucleotides long. Its product is annotated as trypsin-2-like. The coding region runs from base 75 to 1010 and encodes 311 amino acids. The record is from RefSeq and is a predicted model, not a curated record. Lineage: Eukaryota; Metazoa; Chordata; Actinopteri; Cypriniformes; Nemacheilidae. The transcript is spliced from 6 exons. Gene Ontology annotation, biological process: proteolysis. Gene Ontology annotation, molecular function: serine-type endopeptidase activity.